Messenger RNA from Haplochromis burtoni (Burton's mouthbrooder), 798 nucleotides. RefSeq names its product protein mono-ADP-ribosyltransferase PARP15. Gene Ontology annotation, molecular function: NAD+ poly-ADP-ribosyltransferase activity; transcription corepressor activity. Bases 380 to 712 code for a protein of 110 amino acids. The transcript has 2 exons. Gene Ontology annotation, cellular component: cytoplasm; nucleus. Gene Ontology annotation, biological process: negative regulation of gene expression. NCBI's taxonomy places the organism in Eukaryota, Metazoa, Chordata, Actinopteri, Cichliformes, Cichlidae. The record is from RefSeq and is a predicted model, not a curated record.
UACAAUACAGUUGUAAAACCUGCCUGCAAAUCAUUGUGUUUUCAGUUUCUCAGAUUUGCAGUAUUAAAGUAAUUAAUUGAUCGCUGAUGACAACACAAAAUCUUCUCAUACCUGGGAUGCACGCCUCAAUUUAAGGCCCACAUAAUAUAAGUAUAAAACUACCCCUCAGAUGUAAUUAAUAUCCUUGAUUACCUUGUUUGGCAGCUUGUUGAUCCUUUGGCCUUGUUCUUUCUGUCAGAUUGAGCGUUUGCAGAACGUUCACCUGUGUCGCGCCUAUGAAGCACAGAAGAAGCACAUUUCUGAUAAGAAUGCACACGAGGGAGGAGCAGGAGAGAAACUUCUGUACCACGGGACGACCCAGGAAAAUUGUUACUCCAUAAUGAAAACUGGAUUCAACAGGCGCUUUGCUGGACAAAAUGCAACUUCAUACGGUCGCGGGACCUACUUUGCUGUAAAAGCCAGCUACUCAGCCCACCCCACCUACUCCAAGCCAGCUGCUGAUGGUUCUCAGUUAAUGUUCGUCGCCCGAGUCCUCACAGGCGUCUACACUCUAGGCCAAAAGGAUAUGAUGGUGCCUCCACCUCGAGACCCCCAGCAGCCUCACGACCGCUAUGACAGCGUGGUAGACAGAAUGUAUAAACCCAGCAUGUAUGUUGUGUUUCAUGACAACCAAGCGUACCCUGACUACCUCAUCACAUUCAAGGGAGAGUAAAGGAAAAGUGUUUUCCACUGUUUACAAAGGAAGGUGUCUUAAAAACCCCAAAAUAAUAAUAUAAAACUUAUAUAUGUACAUUUGUA